Fraxinus pennsylvanica is the source of this 1671-nucleotide messenger RNA. The record is from the annotation of a GenBank genome assembly. NCBI's taxonomy places the organism in Eukaryota, Viridiplantae, Streptophyta, Magnoliopsida, Lamiales, Oleaceae.
AUGGAAGAGUCUGUGCGAAUCCGCCGAUUCAAUGAAAUUCCGUCAGCCGAAGAGUUCGCUUCUCUGAUUGAACCAAGAAAUGUUCCAGCUGUAUUCAGCGGAUGUAUUAAGAAUUGGAAGGCCUUUUCUAAAUGGAACCCCUCGAAUGGUGGUCUCGACUAUCUGCAGGAACUGGUAGGCUCGUUAGUUGUUGAGGCUAUGCUGUCUACAUCUGCUCCUGUUUUUUAUGGAGACAUUAGAAGUCAUGAAAGGGUUCCUAUUCCUUUUUCCACCUUUGCUGGAUACUGCAAGGAUCUUUUACAAAAUGGAGACACUGUUCAAGAUUCUUUUUCUGAUUCAAGGAAGCAUAUGUCAGCAGGGCCUGUUUCUGAGCAAAGUAAUCCCCUUAUGGGAGAAGAAGCUCCACAGCAAAUUUAUCUAGCACAGGUACCAAUCAUGAAUAUUGAGAAUGAGGAGAGGGUUCAAUUGAAAUGUCUUGGAGAAGACAUUCAAAAGCCUGCAUUUUUGGAGGACAAAACACUGUCAUCGAUCAAUUUAUGGAUGAACAACGCUCAAUCUAGAUCUAGCACUCAUUAUGAUCCAAAUCACAAUCUUUUAUGCGUUAUUGCAGGAUGUAAACAAGUUGUCCUGUGGCCACCUUCUGCAAGUCCCUCCUUAUACCCAAUGGCUUUAUAUGGAGAAGCCUCGAAUCACAGUUCCGUUGCUUUAGAUAACCCAGAUCUCUGUGUACAUCCAAGGGCAGAGCAGUUAGAUAAGUACUCCCAGAAGGUUAUUCUCCAUGCAGGCGAUGCUCUUUUCAUCCCAGAGGGCUGGUUUCACCAAGUGGACAGUGGAAGUUUAACUAUUGCUGUCAAUUUCUGGUGGCGGUCAGAUGUGAUGUCUGGCAUGUUAGAGCACAUGGAUGCAUAUUAUCUGCGCAGAAUUUUGAAAAGAUUGACUGACAAAGAAAUGGAUCGGAUGCUGUGCAAGCCAUUGACAACUUUGACUAAAUUAGCUACUAAUGAAGGCAAACAGUCCAAUAACGAGAAAUCUGGCGAACAGUCUAAUAAUGAGAUUUCAGGUUACAGUGACGAAGAGUCAAAUCUGGACCAUCAGAGUGUUAGUUCAAAAGAGAAUAAGCUAAAGCAAAGGUUUAUGUUGCGUGAACUGGAACCUCGUGCACUCCUGUCUCUUCAGGAACUUAUUUCUUUAGUCCAUGGCCAUGUCAACCAGUGCCAACGAGCAGAAACCUCAUCGAGUCAGUCAGUCAGCGGGGAGAGAGAUGAAAUCAAGGAACCUGUUAAAUCAAACUUAUUUAUCUUGGAAGAAGAUCCAAUUGCUCAAAUUAUUUGGACUCUUCAUCCACUUAUCCUUCAAAGUGUCUUUCUUGCCAUGGCACACAAUUUCCCAAGAACUUUGGAGGCUUUAGUAUUGCAUGCACUCACAGCCGUGGGUACUGAAGUUCUUACUAGGAAAUUUGAGGAAAUUGAUAAAAUGACUACAGCAGAAGAUCGAAAUCAAUUCUACCAGAAGUUUUACAGCGUGUUUGAUAACCAAUUUGCUGCCAUGGAUGCUCUUCUGAGUGGAAAAGAGGCAUUUGCAAGUCAGGCAUUCAAGAAUGUUCUGGAUCAGUAUUUGGGAAGUGCUAAGUUUAAUGGGCUAGAACCAUCAAUUGGACGAGACAUCAACUGA